This is a messenger RNA of Aplosporella prunicola CBS 121167, 7367 nucleotides long. RefSeq lists its product as uncharacterized. Gene Ontology annotation, molecular function: ATP hydrolysis activity; ATP binding; helicase activity. The record is from RefSeq and is a predicted model, not a curated record. NCBI's taxonomy places the organism in Eukaryota, Fungi, Ascomycota, Dothideomycetes, Botryosphaeriales, Aplosporellaceae. The coding region runs from base 180 to 7223 and encodes 2347 amino acids. The transcript has 3 exons.
CACCCAUCUGCCAUAAAUUGGUGCAGUGGCUGGCACUUUGAUGCCAAGAUCACCCGAACCUUUUGCACAAGUCAGUUCUUGUCUCACAACCUUAGCCUUUUGCGCAACAAAUUUGCAAUUUUCCAGAACACUACCCUUUGCACGACAACCCGCUCCUCCCACAUCAUACCCAGUCCAACAUGUCGGCGCAGGACGGAUCUUCCGCACGUUCUUCACGGUUGUCGAAACUCUUCUAUUCUGUCACCCAAGGCUACCGCCCCUUCAACAACGCGGGAGAUGCAAAGCUAUUCUUCGAGGCCAUCUGUGACCGGAAUGAUCAUGCAAAUUGCAUCGAAAGGCUGGUGGCUAGUCCCAAAGGCCUUGAAUGUCUUCGAUUUGGUGUCAGAUAUGACCUGUCCAAAGAUUUCAUCAACGGACCCUUGGCAAACCUACUCUGUUAUCUUUCGGAACCGGCCAUCAAGCAGCUCUGCAAUGGCGAGUUACUUCGACAAAUUUUGUCCGAGAUGGUUGGCCCACCGACCAUGUGGAACGCUAUUGUCCAAUUCCAUCGUAAAAAGGCUCUCGAACACAAAGCCGAUCGUGCAUUUGCGUGGCUUCUCCUGGAGCUUCUUAUGAUGGGAGAAAUAGGGCCUCACGAUACUGGAGAUAUAGCGCAAGAGAUCACCAACCAGCGGUCUUUCAUCGAUUCUUCUUCACAAGACAUCAGAACAAUUGGUCAUAGGAUCAAUCAUAUCCUUCUCACACAGUCAGCAAACGACAUUCACGACACAGAUUACAGCCCAGGUGGUAGACAUGACAACGACUACGCCGAUUUCCGGAAAAUUGCUAUCUAUCCUACCGAGGAUGAAUUAACUUCCACCGAAAAGCCAUUCUACCGCCGAGCGAAUGCGGUAGAUGAAAUAGACCUGGAACAUCGCGCAGCAGUACAUCUCGACAAUCAAUUUCGGUUGCUGAGAGAAGACAUGCUGGCAGAACUGCGUCACGAUCUUCAAGUUGCUGCUGAAAAGUCGGGUAAAAAUCGUAGAGCCAUCAGAAUGCGCGGUCUUUCCCUCGUAGGAGUCGAUUGUGGCGAGGACAAAAGACGUCUUCCGUUAUGCCUGUCAGUCACUUGCAAGUCUGGUCUGGAACGACUCACGAAAGUCCCUGUUUCCGGCCGCAAAGACUUUCUCAACGACAAAUACAACCGCAGCUUCCUCAAACAUGGAUCACUAGGAUGCUUGAUUCAAGGAGACCAUGUGACUUCAUUUGCUACCCUCCACCGGAAGCCGGAUAAGCUUAGUAUGGACCCACCGAUAGUGACAUUGCAGUUUCCUGAAGGGGCUGCCCUUGAAAAGGCUCUUCUCGCAUUCAAGACAUCGAAAGACUUGCAAUUCAUGCUGGUUGACACGGCGAUGUUUGCUUGUGAGCCUAUCUUGAAAUGCCUGCAAAGCAAGAAAGAGUUGCCUCUUGCCGAGGAACUUUUGGCUCCAGGAACUGAAGAAGCUCUUCGUAUUUCUCCUCUAAGGCCUGACGAAGUGAUUCAGAAAGUAGAGGAAAACGAAGGCCAUUGUCUCGAGGAGAUCUUGAAUAUUGGAAAGUCCAUCAAUCUGGACACUUCGCAGACUGAAUCGCUUUUGUCAGGACUGGCUCAAACUGUCAGCCUUAUUCAAGGCCCUCCAGGUACUGGCAAGUCGUUCAUAGGCGCUUUGCUUGCGAAGAGCUUGUACGACCAUACAAAACAAACAAUCCUUGUCAUUUGCUAUACCAACCACGCUCUAGAUCAGUUCUUGGAAGACCUUCUUGAUAUCGGCAUUCCAGAGCAUGAUAUGAUUCGUCUCGGUGCAAAGUCGAGCCAAAAAACCAAAUGCUUGAGUCUGUCAGAGAAAGCACGACAAAAGAGACGAUCUCAAGACACAUGGAGGCUCAUUGACAAGCUCAAGGAGGGGGCCCAGGAUAGCGAAGUUAAGCUGAAGAGCUCACUGAGUUCAUACCUCAACAAAGGUAUUGAGAAAAUGGCCAUCAUGGAAUACCUAGAGUUCUCUGAUGAUGAGUCACACUACUUUUACGCUUUCCUUGUCCCAGAGGCAGAGGACGGCAUGAAAAAAGUUGGUAAAGGAGGUAAGGCGAUUGAUCCUUACUAUCUCUAUGAUAGAUGGACUCAAGGACGAGAUGCCACUCCCUUCAAGGAGAGCGUGGAAAAGGAUCACCCUUAUGUCUGGCAAAUGGCCAAAUCAGCAAGGGCAGAGGCCGUUGCCAGAUGGAAACUCGCCCUUCUAAAGGAGGCUGUCGCUGAUAUCCAGGGAUCAACAUGUACCUACAACACCCAGCAACGGCUGUUGCAAGAUACCCUAAAUGGUAGGGACCUAGAGGCUAUCCGUGGACACAGGAUCGUAGCGUGCACGACCACCGGAGCUGCUAUGUACACUCAGCAGCUACAAGGAGCAUCACCAGGGGUUGUACUGGUGGAGGAAGCUGGCGAAAUUCUCGAGAGUCAUGUCCUAACCGCCUUGACAUCAAACACCAAACAGCUUAUCCUAAUAGGCGACCACCAACAGUUGCGUCCGAAAGUCAGUAACUAUGCUCUAACCGUGGAGAGAGGAGAUGGAUACGAUUUGAACAAGUCUCUUUUCGAACGGCUCAUACUGUCUGGGUUUCCGCAUACCACACUGAGGGAACAGCACCGCAUGCAUCCAGAAAUAUCAUCCCUCGUGAGGCGUCUUACGUACCCAGAACUCCUAGAUGCCCCAAGCACCAAGAAUCGACCACCGGUCCGUGGCUUGCAAAAUAGAGUCAUAUUCUUCAACCACCAACACCCUGAAGACGAGAUGAAAGGCGUGGCGGAUCGACGCGACCAAGGCUCAUCCGUCAGCAGAGAGAAUCUGUACGAAGUUGAGAUGGUUUGGAAGAUCGUCCGCUACCUGGGGCAACAGGGCUAUGGUACCGACAAACAGGUCGUACUCACUCCAUACCUUGGCCAACUACACCUCUUGCGAAAACGUCUUAGCGUUGAUAACGAUCCGGUGUUGAACGACUUGGAUUCUUACGACCUCGUCAAAGCGGGCCUUCUCUCGCCUGCCAGCGCCCAGCAAUCGAAGCGCCCAAUCAAGCUUUCUACUAUCGAUAACUACCAAGGAGAAGAGAGCGAAAUCAUCAUCGCAAGUCUUACUCGUAGCAACAGGAAUGGCGAUAUUGGGUUCAUGUCAUCCCCGGAAAGGCUCAACGUCCUGCUUUCAAGGGCACGGGAUGCACUUAUCUUGGUUGGAAAUGCAGAAACCUUCCUCGCUAGUCGGAAAGGUAAAGCAACUUGGAGCCCGUUCCUAAACCAUCUCAAUGAGAAUGGGCAUUUUUAUGAUGGGCUACCCGUCAAGUGCGAACAACAUCCAGACGUCAAGGCUAUCUUAAAGGACAAAGAUGAUUUCGACAAGCACUGUCCCGAGGGCGGAUGCAAUGCUCCUUGCGGAACAAAGCUCAGCUGCGGAAUCCAUGACUGCCCUUCUCGCUGUCAUCAACUUUCAGAUCACUCCAAGAUGGAAUGCAACCGGAUUGUAACUUCAACAUGUCCCCUCAACCACAACCAUUCUCGGAGAUGCCAUACAAAAGCUCCUGCCGUUUGCCCGACAUGUGAGGCUGAGGCGCGAAGGAAGCUCGAGAAAGCGGAGAGAGACCAUAAGUUGGAUGAACAACAGCAAAGGAAACAGCAAGAGUAUGCACGGCAGCUGUCGGAUGUAAAGGAUGAGAUUGCCCAUGAGCGGCGUAUACGAAAAGAUCGCCUGGAACAGGAGAACAGGGAAAACAUCCUCCGACAACACCGUGCAGACUUGGCGAACUUGAGAGCGGGAUCAAAUCAGCCACAGCCCAAGCCAGAACCCACUUAUCCCUCCAGUGCUUCCCCUCAAACUGCCAACAAGGAGAACAACAAUGCCCCUGUAUCUCCUAACAAAACCAACAAUUGCCCGAAAGGUGGCGAUGAGAAUGGCCAGAUCAAACAACAGAGCCAGCCUAUACAAUCAGAUGCAAAAGACGAAUGGGAGAAUCAAAAACAGUUCGAAGGAGCGCAGAAUGAUGCACUAGAUGAACUGAUGAAAAUGAUUGGGCUCGAAAGUGUCAAGGACAAAUUCCUCGCGAUCAAAGACAAGAUAGACACAGCUGUCCGUCAGAAUGUCGACAUGAAGACAGAAAGGCUUGGUGCCGCUCUUCUAGGAAAUCCUGGUACUGGAAAAACAACAGUGGCUCGUCUCUAUGCCAAGUUCCUCAGUUCAGUAGGCGCUCUUCCAGGCAGUUUCAUGGUCGAGACCACUGGCUCAAGAUUGGCGAAUGAGGGAAUCAGUGGAUGCAAGAAGCAUAUUGAGGACAUUCUUGAUAAUGACGGAGGAGUGCUCUUCAUCGACGAAGCUUACCAACUGGUAUCCCAAGGCAACUUUGGCGGCAGUCAAGUACUCGACUUCCUCCUUGCAGAAGUCGAGAACCUAACAGGCAAAGUGGUAUUUGUCCUCGCCGGUUACCAGAAGCAAAUGGAGGCUUUCUUCGCGCAUAACCCUGGCUUGCCGAGUCGCUUCCCGAACGAGAUGCAAUUCGCAGACUACAAUGACAAAGAGCUGCUCGAAAUUACAGUGUACGGAAUCAACAAGAAAUACCAAGGCCGGAUGAAGGUAGAAGAUGGGAUGAGGGGUCUCUACGCCCGUAUUUUCGCCCGUCGGGUCGGUCGUGGAAGAGGCCGAGAGGGUUUCGGCAACGCACGCGCGAUCGAAAAUGCACUGGCUAAAGUGACCGACCGACAAGCACGCCGGCUUCGGAAUCAGCGACGAGCAGGAACGCGCCCCGAUGACAUGAUUCUCGUCAGGGAAGACCUCAUUGGUCCAGAGCCUUCCGUUGCGCUUCAAGGCAAUGAGUCUUGGUCAAAACUUCAAACGAUGAUAGGCCUUGGAAGCGUCAAGCAAGCCAUAAAAGCAUUCUUUGAUACCAUUCAGUACAACUACCAACGGGAGUUAGCAGAAAAGCCUCUUAUAGAAUUCUCUCUGAAUCGUGUGUUUCUUGGUUCGCCCGGUACAGGAAAAACGACAGUGGCAAAGCUAUAUGGACAGAUCUUGGCGGACAUUGGAUUCCUCUCCAGCGGACAAGUGGUCGUCAAAAACCCCGCUGAUUUCGUGGGAAGCGCACUCGGGGAAUCAGAAAAACAAACAAAAGGGAUUCUAGCAUCUACUGUCGGCAAAGUCCUUGUCAUAGACGAAGCUUACGGGUUGUGCACGGACUCCAACGAUAUCUAUAAAACCGCAGUGGUUGAUACCCUAGUAGCAGAAGUUCAAAGCACGCCAGGAGAAGACCGCUGCGUGCUCCUGCUUGGGUACAAAGACGAGAUGGAGAAGAUGUUCAACAACUCUAAUCCCGGCCUUGCGAGAAGGUUCCCGAUCGACUCUGCUUUCGUGUUCGAGGACUUUACUGAUGAUGAGAUACGACGCGUCUUCGAGAUGAAACUGAAGCAGCAAGGCUUCCAAGUAACCGACCAGGGAAAAAACAUUGCUCUAGGCAUGCUCAGCCGAGCCCGGAACAGGCCAAAUUUCGGAAAUGCUGGCGAAGUUGAUAUCCUCCUGAACAAAGCCAAGCUCCGCCAUCAGCAGCGCCUCUCGCGCGGAGGUCCAGCAGUAAAAGUGUCUGCAAGCUUCGAGGCAACCGACUUCGACGAAGAUUUUGACAGAACCAGUCGGGCUGCCACAAAUAUCAAUAAGCUGUUCGAAGGUGUCAUAGGAUGCGAGGAGAUUAUCGCUCAAUUACAGGGCUACCAAGCAAUAGUGGCCAACAUGAGAGCUCGGGACAUGGAUCCUCGAGAGCAGAUUCCGUUUGCGUUUCUGUUCCGUGGCCCCCCAGGCACGGGAAAGACAACUACCGCAAGAAGAAUGGGCAAAGUUUACUAUGACAUGGGCUUCCUAUCCAAUGCUGAGGUAAUCGAGUGUUCUGCCACAGAGCUUGUCGGCGAAUACAUUGGACAUACCGGACCAAAGACACAAAAACUCUUAGAGAAAGCUCUAGGAAAAGUCCUUUUCAUCGACGAAGCAUACCGUCUGGCAGAAGGCCAAUUUGCCAAGGAGGCCAUGGAUGAGAUCGUCGACUGCCUCACAAAGACGAAGUUUGCACAGAAGCUGGUGGUCAUCCUGGCGGGUUAUGAUGCCGAUAUCAACCGCCUCAUGUCCAUCAACCCUGGAUUAACAAGCCGUUUCCCUGAAACGGUCGUUUUCAGGUCAAUGACUCCUGAAGAGUGCCUCAAGCUUUUCACACAGUUGCUCAAGCGCCGUCUCGACGUCACAGUUCUCGAACAACCGCCAAAUGAUCUCCAAAAAUCUGUCCUGGCAGCAUUCAGCCAUCUUUCACAGCUGGCCAACUGGGCCAAUGCUCGCGACGUACAGACACUAACCAAAGCUGUAUUCGGCAAAACCAUCAGCGCCGCCUCAGAUCCGAAAAAGAAGUUGGUGGUCGAUGAGAAUGCCAUCAUCGAACAGCUUCAAAAAAUGAUCGACGAACGAUCGCAUAGAGAGCGCAAUGCUGCUGCUGGACCGUCAUUUCCAAGCCUACCUCAGGCACCCUUGUCAGCGCCGAACAAGCAACUGCAGCUACGGACUAAGCAGGAUACUAACGUUUCUUCUGGCGACGCAAACUUGAAUGCUGAAGCUCCCAACGGGCAUGAUUGCGAGCCGCAACAACCUCCAGUGAAACCGAAACAGACUACCGCUCAGCCGCAAGAGCCUUCGACAGCCAGAGACCAAGGUGUCAGCGAUGCGGUUUGGGAGCAGCUGCAAAGAGACAAAGAAGCAGCACAAGCCCGAGAGAGAGAAUACGCAAAGAUGCUCGAAGAGGAAAAGAGGCUUCAGAAGAGUGUUGCAGACGCGAAGGCCGAAGAGGAAGCCGCAACAGCCGAGUACGUCCGAGAAAUCGAAGAAAUGGUCCAGCUCCAGAGAGCGAAAGAGGCAGCAGAGCAAGAAGCCAUCAGAAAGGCAAUCGAAGAGGCUAAACGCCGCCGCGAAGAAGAGCGACUGAAGAGGGAAGCUGAGCGACGUGCCUAUGAAGCCAUGUUGGCUGAAGUUGCAAGAAAGAAAAAAGCGGAGGAGGAGCAGAGAAAGAAGGAGGCAGAGGUGCAGAAGAAAUUACAGGACAUCGGCGUGUGUGUAAUGGGCUUCAGGUGGAUCAAGCAAAGUGGUGGAUACAGAUGCGCGGGGGGGUCUCACUUUGUGUCUGAUGCGCAGCUUGGUAUGUAAUGACCAUCAUGACUUGGUGUGAUGGAGUUUUCUGGAGUCAAGUUAGUAGGCCAGGCCCGAUUGAACUAAUCGUGGCCGGUAUAAGACUGCAAGAGCAGCUUCAGUCUUCAGAGAUAGCCAAAGAAUCUAUUUCCUGAUGGUCUC